AUGUCUGCCGACGUUGAGAUGGACUUCAGACAAUUGCCCUUGAGUGAGCAGAAUGGGCUUGAUGCGCCGAGCCCCUACCGUGACAUGGUGGAGGAAGUGGCGGAUUAUCGGCCUGGUCUACAUCAUCCCAUAAAUCUUGGUGAAUACAUUGGCGUAUGUCGCCAAUACCGCGUUCUAACCAAGCUUGCCGUGGGCAAGAAUUCCCUGGUCUGGAUGUGUCGUAACAUUCGGAAAAAGCCCACCCCAUAUGUUGCGAUUAAGAUCCGCAACGCGCACCUCUCGCACGGAAAUAGGCUGAAGGAAGAACGCGAAAUGACUUGGCACCUUCAGAAUCUCGCAAAAGAUGACCCUUCGAUUGCUAAAUAUUGUAUGCUCCCGAUUGACGAGUUUGAAAUCGAGGGACCGAAUGGGACACAUCAGUGCCUUGUUUACCCGGCUGCAGGUCCCCAACUACUUGAGAUCAACAAAAAGGUCAAAGGAGACCCGGUCAAAUUUCUGCGAAAGCUGGCAUACCAAGCUGCAGAAGCAAUGGCUGCCCUUCACCGACAUGGCAUUUGCCACAGAGACUUUGGCCCGCACAAACUUCUUCUUCGACAAGACUCUCUCACUGGUAAGUCCAAGAGAAAGGCGCUCAAGUACCUAGAGGUUGGAGCACGAAUGAAGAUUCGCAUUGUUUAUAAUACGGAAGGGUGUGGGCUGCCGCGUUCUCACGCGCCAGACUAUAUCGUUCGUCCUAUCCAGUAUGAUGAAAUCGAGGAUGAUGAGCCCAAGAGGACCAAGUUCACCUCAAGCAAUAUCUGCCUGAUUGAUUUUGGAGAAAGUUUUACCCUGCCAAACCAGCCACCAAACGGCGAGGUGAGCGGGGGUUAUUGCGCACCGGAGGUGCUCUUGGAGUCAAGUUCGAAGGCCGGGAUGGCCAGCGAUAUAUGGUCUUUGGCCUACACGAUUUAUGAAAUCAGGACUGGCGAACGUCUAUCUGAUGAACGGUCAACUGAUGUGGAGGACCACCUGGUUCCUAUGGUUGAAAAACUAGGUCCACUUCCGGAGCCCUGGUGGUCUACAACAUGGAAGUCGCGUCGGAACUAUUUCAAAGAUAGGGUAGAUGAUGAUGGAAUGGCUAUACCCACGAAAAACUGGAGCGGACAGAUAGGCAACGAAGUGGUGAGUGAAGGGGAUGACAGCGAUGAAUAUGAUAGCAACGAGGACGACAGCAGUGAGGACGACAGCAGUGAGGACGACAGCAGUGAGGACGACAGCAGUGAGGAUGACAGCGAUGAAGACGACAUCGAUGAAGACGACUUCGGUUGGGGCGAUAAGUGCUAUAUCUCGGAUGCGACCGAUAGCGAAACCGAAGGGGAAGAGAGCAACAGCGACGACAGCGACGACAACGAUGAGACUGACUUUGUCUUCCCUACAAAGGAGGACUGGCUCACAUCUCAAGGUGGCGGGAAUGACAGCGACAAAAGCAAACCCGUCAAUGAUGGCAGCAAUGAACAUAAACUUGACUCACCAAGCAAGAGCCCCAGCCCCCUUCAAUGGACCCUUGACUUCAGUGGUGUGAGACAUUUUCUUAGACGGUCCGAUGGAAAGCCCUGGCGUGGAAAGGUUUCUGGGGUGGAAGCGCACCUGCUUGUAGACUUGCUCUCGAUGAUGCUCAAGUAUGAUCCCAAUGAGCGUCCGACAGCUGAGCAGGUCCUGAAGCACCCUUGGUUCUCGUUUGGGAUGAAGAAAAAUGCAAAGUAA
Molecule: messenger RNA, 1743 nt
Organism: Aspergillus puulaauensis
Lineage: Eukaryota; Fungi; Ascomycota; Eurotiomycetes; Eurotiales; Aspergillaceae
Exons: 2
Coding region: 1-1743 (580 amino acids)
Biological process (GO): protein phosphorylation
Molecular function (GO): ATP binding; protein kinase activity
Source: RefSeq, a predicted model, not a curated record